AUGGAGGUUCCCACGACGGAGCACAUGAAGGCGGCCAAGAGGAUUUUGAGAUAUUUGAAAAGUACUAUUGAUUUUGGACUAUUUUAUUCAUCGUCUAAGGAAUUUCAAUUUGUUGGAUAUUUCGAUAGUGAUUUUGCCGGAGAUAUAGAUGAUCAGAAGAGCAGAAUUGGAUUUGUGAUUUUUAUGGGGUCUAAUAUAAUCUCAUGGAGUUCGAAGAAACAAACGAUAGUCUCGCUAUCAUCUUGUGAAGAUGAAUAUGUCACGAUGAUAACAUGCGCUUGUCACGCAAUCUGGCUAAGAAUAAUGUUGAAGGAGAUAGGUUUGUUAGAGAAUGAAGUGACCACAAUUUUUGUCGACAAUAAAUCUGCUCAAGCUCUAGCAAAGAAUCAUGUUUUUUAUGAUCGAAGUAAACACAUCGAUACACGCUAUCACUUCAUCCGAGAGAGUAUUACGAAAAAAGAUAUUAGACUUCAAUAUGUGAAAUAUGUUGAUCAAGUUUUAGAUAUUUUUACGAAGCCUCUUGAAGUGGUGUUUUUCAACAGAAUUAGGAGUAUGCUUGGAAUCACCAAGAAGAAUUAA
This is a messenger RNA of Impatiens glandulifera, 579 nucleotides long. RefSeq names its product secreted RxLR effector protein 161-like. Bases 1 to 579 code for a protein of 192 amino acids. The record is from RefSeq and is a predicted model, not a curated record. NCBI's taxonomy places the organism in Eukaryota, Viridiplantae, Streptophyta, Magnoliopsida, Ericales, Balsaminaceae. The transcript has a single exon.